UCUCGGAUCCUCCCGCAAGUCUUAUUCACAGCUUCUCACGUUGAGGACAGAGAGAGAGAAAAGGGGGAGAAACGAGAAGAAAGCCACACGAAGACCAAACACGAAGCAGCAGCAGCGGCAGGGGCGCAGCGGAGCGACCAUGGCGAUCCCCAAAGCGUCUCAGCCCGAGAUAGUGUCCGAUCCCUGCGCACCUCUACCGCCGCCGACUACCGCACGGAGCACGCAGCCGCACAACAGACAGAGCCCCGAUGAAUGAGGAGCCGUACCCGCGCCGUGGGGCAACAUGAGGGUCAUCUUCAUCCAAAACGCCGGUUUCGUCGCAGCUUUCUCGCCUUUCCGAUGUGAGUCGGUGAUGUCGGCAGCGUUUAGGACCACAGACGAGGUGAACGAGGCAGGAGUUACACACAGCUAGAUCACACCAAUUGAUUCAUUGGGAGAGAGCUUUCACAACCAUUAUAGCCAAUAUACAUAUAUAUAUAUAAAUAUAUUAUUUCAUAUUUGAAUCCAACGUGUUGUCAGAUUCCGGCAUGUUGCCCACUGUCGAAAUCUGAAGACAUAUUUUAUUACAUAUUAGCACUAUAAUUAAUUGUUAUCCUGUGAUACAGGACUAUGUAUCGGCUAAUUAUGUACCAAUGAUGUUAGUUUAGAGUGGAUGAUUCAUUUAGUAGACUAAGUAGGAUAAUACCAUGAACAGGUAGGAGGAAGAACAUUCCUGUUCACUUUGAUCAAAGCCAAUCGAUCAAGCGAGACAAUCUGGAAAUGUCACUUUCCACAUGUAAUAGUAGGCUACACGUUAUUCCUUAUAAUUUAUUUAUUUAUUAUUACUAUUAGACCUUUUAAGUAUUACAUUAGCAUCUUACUUUAGCUAGGUAGUUUGACAUAUUUAACAGUGGGAAGGUUGUUUAAAACACUUCCCUAGUGAGAUGGAAACCGCUUAUUUAUCGCCCCUCCGGGGGGCCCAGAAGGGCCAAACCUCAGCGGCAAUACCGGCGAGAGGUGACCUCUCCCCGCCUCCCCCGGCUCCAUCCCUCCCUGCCGGCAGCUCGGUCGAAGAGACCCCGGCAAGCGGCGAUGGACGGAGGGGCUCGGGCGUGAAGAAACACCACCACAAGCACAAUUUGAAACACCGCUACGAGCUGCUGGAGACGCUGGGAAGAGGCACCUACGGCAAGGUCAAGAAGGCCAUCGAGCGCCGCUCCGGCAGAGAGGUUGCUAUCAAGUCCAUUCGCAAGGAGAAGAUCAAGGACGAGCAGGACAUGGUUCACAUACGUCGAGAGAUUGAGAUCAUGUCAUCCCUCCGCCACCCACACAUCAUCUCUAUAUAUGAAGUGUUCGAGAACAAGGACAAGAUCGUGAUAGUGAUGGAGUAUGCGAGCAAGGGCGAGCUGUACGACUACAUCAGCGAGCGGCGGCGCCUGAGCGAGCGGGAGACGCGACACUUCUUCAGACAGAUAGUCUCCGCCGUGCACCACUGCCACAAGAAUGGAGUGGUGCACAGGGAUCUGAAACUGGAAAAUGUGCUACUGGAUGAAAACUGUAAUAUUAAGAUCGCUGAUUUUGGGCUGUCCAACCUCUACCAUAAGGACAAGUUGCUGCAAACCUUCUGCGGCAGUCCGCUCUACGCUUCACCAGAGAUCGUCAAUGGGAGACCUUACCGUGGCCCAGAGGUGGACAGCUGGGCUCUUGGGGUGCUGCUGUAUACCCUGGUCUACGGGACAAUGCCAUUCGAUGGUGGAGACCACAAGAACCUCAUCCGCCAGAUUAGCAACGGCGACUACAAAGAGCCCACUCAGUCCUCGGACGCCCGGGGACUGAUCCGCUGGAUGCUGAUGGUGAACCCCGAGCGCCGGGCCACGGUGGAGGACAUAGCCAACCACUGGUGGGUGAACUGGGGCUGGAAGAACAGUGUGUGUGACUGCGAGACCCAACGCGAUCACGGAGGCUCGCCCAUGCUGGCCCGCUUCAUCGACUGGCAGAACCGCACUGAGCCACGUGGUUCUGGAGCCAAGGCUGCCGCGUUGCCGCAGCUGCUGCGCCAGAGGCCGAAAAAAUCCAAGAAGGAAAAUGUCGAAGCCGGGGAGGCCCACUGCGGAGCAGAGGACAAGCCGGGUCUGAAGAGACCCAAGGGCAUCUUGAAGACCAGGGUCGCCGGGGAGCAGCGGUCUGCCAGUCUGGAAGAAGUGGAGCUGAGCCAGGCAGCGGUGCCCAAUCAGGCCGAAGGUGCAGAGGAAGCCUCGAGUCCAGUUCAAGAGGAAGAGGAGUUGAGUCUGGGAGGAGGCUCGCCUGCGAAGAUGGUGCCCUCGCUGCCCAGGAAAGGCAUCCUAAAGAACAACCAACAGCGGGAAUCCGGGUACUACUCCUCCCCGGAGCGCAGCGAGUCCUCCGAGCUCCUAGGGGGUGCUAGUAUGUCACUGCUAGCCACUUCCCCGCCCAGAAGAUUGAUGGGUAGAAAGGGCAUCUUGAAGCGAAACGGCAAAUACUCCACCUACAGCGGGCCUCCGUCGGCGGCAGCGGUGGCCGGUGUCCUCGGUGAGCCUCAUCCCUCGACCGACUCCGGUCUGUCGCGCAGUCAGAGUCGGCCCUCCAGCAUCGUCGGGGAGGACAGCUCCGUCCUGUCCCUGUCGCCCACCUCCAUCAGUGGGGCCGAGUGGCACCCCUCCACCCCCCACCUCCGCCCGAACAUCAGGGCCUGUGUCUCAGCGGAAAACCUGCUGCAGCUCGCCAACUUCCAGGGCUUCCAGGCGGCCCCGCCGCUCCAGGGACCCAAGUUCAGCCGCGGCCCCAAAACGAAAGGCUCCCCGGGGGACAAUGGCAGCUUCUCCUUGCUGGGGGACCUGGAGGACAUGACUCAGGUGUACCAGCAAGCCCUGGACAUCAGCGGCAACCUCACCUAGCAGAUGGGCGGCGGAGAGGGAGGACGCGGACGGAAUUGACCAUGACUGUGUACGUGUGCGCAUGUGUGUGAUGUUUAUCGGUGGCAUUAACGACCAGUGUGUUACUGGGAUACACCUUUUGGGAAGUAGUGGUUUUCCAAAUGGGGCUGAAAUCUUGUUGGGAAAUGAUAUGUUCUUUGCACAUAAAUACACACACUCGUGCACCUCUCUGACCGGAGGGGAUUCCGUUCGCGGCGCAGGAGAAUGCCACCCAGUCUGCUUUCUUGGCCCGCCCGUAGACUUUGCUGUGUUCAACAUGUUUACAUAUUCAGCAUGAAGGCAAGUUAGAAUCACAAACGCAGCCACCAGAAGCUGGUCGGCUCUCCUUGUGCACCACCCAUUUUGAGUUUGAGUUUACAAAAGCACCUUAAAACUCACACAGAGCACACGCUUUUGUGAUCUUUACUUCCUUUAAAAAAAAAAAUAGAGAAACAAACCAGGGUCUUGUUCCAAAAAAAAAAAAACUGACAUUGCUGAUUAUUUAUUAAUAUUUUUGUAGCUUUUUAGUUUUAAGUGCAAAACUGGUGGGCGCUGGCUGUUACUGGAAGAGUUCAAAGCUCCUUGUCUCGGACUCUUUGAGUGGAUCUGACAUAUUUAAUGAUGUUACUCCUUGGUGAGAAACAUAUAUAUACUCAGCAUAUAUAACUGUGUCUGCGCUUGUAAAACACGUAGACAAAUAUACCUUCAUAAAAGCGUAUGUCCUAUGUAUAUGUAUUAUACCAGGGAAUAUGUAGGAAGUGCCUUUUUUGAUUCAUAAUUAAGAAUUAUUUAUGUCAUUUCCUUAAAGUGGAGAGAAAAGCCAGGCCAACCUGUCACCAGUUGUGCUUUUUUUUUUUUUUGGAAUAAUUGAAUAUAAGUGAAUGUGGAGAGACGCAGGGCCUUCAGCACACAGCCGACUAGCUUUACUUGCUUUGGGGGUUCAAAGGUCAAACCGGGACAGUUGAGAUCAAACAGACUCGUCUCCUUCCACAUGUAGAAUCACACACAGAUACGACCUCAGAGAGACCUCCUCCGUGCUCUUUGUCUGGGUUUAAGCCCAUAGUUCGGUUUGUCAGCAGUUUAGUGGGUUUGAUGAGCACAGAUUUGCUGGCAGCACCAGGAGGUCUGGAGGGACUCACCUAGUGGGGCAUUUAGUGAAGGGAGAUGGGCCAGACACCAUGUCACAGUCCUGGAAUGUUCCCGCUUCACUCAACCUUGGAGGUUUUCACAUUUUUCGGGGCUACCUGAUAAAACUACCUGAGAAUCUUUCAUUGUCUUUUCUUUUUUUCUUUUUUUUUUUACCAAAGACACGCAACGUGGUUUUCCUAUUUUCAAGCUUGUCGACAUUUUACCCGAAGCUCUCUUUAAAACAUCCAAAUAAGAGGAUUUGUUCGGGUUGCUGAUGACGCUGCGAAUUCCUCAGACAAAGGCUGGAGACGUGUUGGUGCUAGAGAUCUGUAUCAGGCCCGGCCCGACUCAGCACAGGUGGGAUCUGCGGUGCGUGCUUAGCCCUCCAGCUGUGUACACUAGUCCAUUAUGUCAACGGAGCACAACUAGCCAGCCGUUGUUUUCAUUCGAGAGUAAGAGAGAGACGUGGAGGUUGAUAGCUAAAGGGAGAAGAGGAGUGUGUGAAGGAGUGAUGCUCGGAAAGGCUCGGAGGUCAGACAGGACCUUCCUGUAGAACACAGGAAAGGUCGAGGUGUUCGAUUUAUUGAAGGAAUUGUAAAGUGGAAUAGUGAAAGUAAAGAACGUGAGUAGAAAGAGUUGACGUUGAAGUUUUUAAACCCAGAAUGUAUUGAAGGUUUGGCGUGAGGGAGGAAUGGUUAGGUUAGGGACUAACGGGAGUCCCGAUCAAUGAAUGAAAUCAUCCCCACAUUGGCUUUUUCUUUUGGAGUUUUUAUUUGAGAUGCUGUUUGUACUGAUUGUCUUCAGUCAGUGUGCGAUUUGUGUGUCCUGCGUGGCAAAAGUGUUUAACGCUCCGUUCCGCAGCAGAAAGUGGGAGAACGGUGACUGACAUCAUCCAAAAUACCAAAUGAUGUGGUUGGAAGAACCUGCAGUAAACAUCGCAGAGGAAACGCAUCUCAUGUUGAAUGCAGGGUUCCUCUGGUGUGAAGCAAAGGUCCUGGGUCUUAAUUCCAAUGACCCCGUUGCGUAUUAUAUUGCAUUUUUAUUGCCUUUUUAUAUUGCAUUUUAUUGUCAACUGGAUUUACAGUGAGAAAAUUAUACUAUGUUAGUAUUUUUGUUUCAUUAUGCUUCUGUUUUUGAUUUUCCAAAAUAUAAGAAACUUUAUAUUGCUUUAUGUUAUGGCAGAAAAUACUUCAGAUCUGAUCAGAAGUUGGUGUAGUCUCAGAUUCCAACUGUUUUGCUACACCUGCAGGAGGAAGAAGUUCAGUUCAGAAGUAGUUCAUGAAAAACCUACAAAAAACACUUGAUGAACUGGCAAAGGGUCAGAAUGGUCAUUCAUGUUUUGAUGGCUGACCCGAAGAAAAUUGGAUUUGCUCUUCUACCAAAGUUGGCAAGGUCCAAAAUGCAUCAGGACUAAAAGAAAAUAAAGCAAUGGAAGGAAUCUGAUGGUGAAACUUUAACUCUGCCAAACUGGAAAUACGUGGUGCAUAUCUGUUAGUUAGCAGUAGUCUAAUCAUACGAAAACUUGACUGGAUAUUGUUAUGACAAUAAUAAUAAAUUAGUAUUAUUAUGAUAUUUAAGUAUUAUUUUUGUUAUGGCUCAUUACCAUUGAUGGCUAUUGCCACAGUUCUUUUUGUCUGUUGGUGAUCCUGGACUGCCAAGGUGGAUUAAGUCGUGUGCCUUUGGUAUCUUUCACGAACCCUUUUUUUUUCUUUUUUGAUAAUGAAAAUGAUUAUCAAUGUGUUUUGAUACUUGUAUUUAUUGGUGAUCAAGCCAUUUCCUUUGUUGUCCAAAUACUCCCUUUUCAUGCUUCGGCCUACUUUAGACUGUGUGUUGUGUUCAGGGCCGACUGCACACAAAAACAACAAUUGUUUGUACGAAAUCGAGUGGUUUCAUCUCAUUGUGAAAGCAGCGAUCAGCCGUGUUAUUUUUAAGAGUAAGAAAUGACUCCUCGAAUCCUAUAAAAUGUCAUAAUAGUCCAUCCGGGUGCAUUUCUACUCGACACAAUGUUGCUGUAGUACUGAAUCAACUCAAAUAAAUGGAUCUUGAAAGUUACACAUA
Messenger RNA from Gasterosteus aculeatus aculeatus (three-spined stickleback), 6098 nucleotides. RefSeq names its product NUAK family, SNF1-like kinase, 1b (gene nuak1b). NCBI's taxonomy places the organism in Eukaryota, Metazoa, Chordata, Actinopteri, Perciformes, Gasterosteidae. Gene Ontology annotation, molecular function: ATP binding; tau-protein kinase activity. Gene Ontology annotation, biological process: microtubule cytoskeleton organization; intracellular signal transduction; protein phosphorylation. Gene Ontology annotation, cellular component: cytoplasm. The record is from RefSeq and is a predicted model, not a curated record.